GUCCGUAUGACGUCACUGACAAACAUGGCGGCGCAAUGUGAGUCUCUCACCUGAACGCCACAAUCACAACAAAAGUGGUUGUCGCGAACGCGAACAGUCCGCGGGUGUCACACAACGAUCGGUCCGAUCGUCUGUGCACCGACGCGGCUCCAAAUGGAAGAAUGGUGAGGACGAAUUGUGUCGUUCGCACCCUUUUAAUCGACCAUGUCUAAGCCGAGGACUCACUGCGUUGCUGCUACUACUACUUCUACUAGUGCACCACCUGCCUUCGCUGAGCUGUGGAGGUCUGUCUCCACCGUGGGCAAAACACAAGACAAAACGCCAACAUGCGCCGAAGAGCUGCAGAGUCCUCAGCGCAGAGGCUACGGCAGAUUCUUUGGACUGAACAAUGGAGACUCUCCAGGUGACACGGAGCCUUCGCAGGACAUCAUCUGGGACUCCACGUCACCUAACGCAGGGAGUAGCAGGAAUUUCCGAUCGGUGGAAAUAUCCGACAUCGUCAAUCGCAUCGCGCCAAAGGACGUGAACCCUCAAGGGCCACGAUCUCCUCUGUGGCAGUGGAUCAGCGAGAGCGCCGCUUUGACGCCUGAGAUGCCCAAACCAAGAGCGAAGAAGAAGUCCGUUCGGGACAACUGUGUGGACGACCUGAUGAAGUUAGCCCGGCAGUUUGACAAGAACAUGCAGCAGGCCAAGGAGGCUUCAGAGCAGCUAAGCACAAACAACAACAACAACACGUCUCCGCUGAGUCGUACGGAGGAAGAACUUCGCGCACUUUUUGACUCCUCCACCCAAGGCGACGGUCGCGGGCUCAGCCCAAACUCGUCCAGGGCGUCUCCUACCCAGGAAGGAAGUAAUUUCGCGGCGGGACCACCGUCAUCCGUGCUGAAGCCGGCGAGCAAGCGUGACGACUUUGACGACGACUGGGACGAUGAUCUCCUGAAUGACCCGCUGGUGCUGGCCAUGCCGCAGAACUCUGACGUUAAUCAGCUUCCGGAGCCCGCUCGGGUUCUCCAGGUCAAGCCGGUUGUCGGCACUCUCCAGCAGUUGUGUCCACAAAUCAAGACCACCAAGAGAAGCACUUUCAAGUUAGAGCCGAACCCUCACUUCCAAACAGACGCACCCAGGUCCACGCCACAGAAACUACACACAUCCGAGGCAAAACCGGCCGCCUCAAAGACGGUUUUCACCGCAAUCACAGACCGGCAGCAGCCUUGUGUCGCUGCAGACUCCCUAAAAGAAGCUUGUGACACUUUAUGGGAGGACUGGGAUGACGACGCGCUCUUCUACCAGGUGUGCGACACCGCGGAGAGGCUCUCUAACAGCCAGCCUGCGCAGGCGAGCUCCAGCAGGAUCCAGGAGAAACCGUCCAAAGCGGCGGACGGACCGACAAAGACCGCCUCCACCCCUCUGCCCAUCGGCAAAACGCUUCCCGCCAACGCAGAGUCACCUCGCACUUUUGUCCGCUCCAACUCGCUACCUGAAGGAUGGAACGCUCCGGCGAGAGACCGCACCGGAAGACUAGGGAUGUCUCGGAGCCUACCAGGAAGCCACAGAGGUGGGGGUUCUUCUGGAAGUCAUGCCGACGCGACAACGCGGACGGUGACUGCCGCCUCCAAGAGGAGCGUGUGCGACUCCGCAGCGAAAACAAACAAAGUGUUCGUCACCUGCCAGAUGGCGGGAAAGUGCUGCUCGGAGGCCGAGAUUGAGAGGAAGAAACAAGAAGCUUUGGCCAGAAGGCGCCAGAGAAUACAGGACCUCCAAAAACCGUAGCAGGCCCAGACUGGAGGAUAGGAUCGUCUAUUGCUGCUGUUGUUAAAAAACAUGCCUGCCGCUCGUGAAGAACAAUAUGAGAUGAAACAGGAUUCUGUUACACUUUCCUUUGACUGAAUUAUUCCAUGUCUGACCUCACGGGAAACAAAGUAGUACUUGAACACACAUUUUACUUUGAAAGUAUUAUUCCCGCUCAAUCUAUUUUUGUACGUUUCGUUUUUUGAGUUUUACCCCAUCGGACUUUGCAGUGGGUCCACUUUGAGUCAUGUGGCCACAAUUUACAUGCCAGCACCUUCGACUGAGUGACAAGAUCAGGAACUUGAUGGGAGAACUGACGGAUUUUUG
Molecule: messenger RNA, 2115 nt
Organism: Nerophis lumbriciformis (worm pipefish)
Lineage: Eukaryota; Metazoa; Chordata; Actinopteri; Syngnathiformes; Syngnathidae
Biological process (GO): positive regulation of protein serine/threonine kinase activity; regulation of DNA damage checkpoint; DNA damage response
Cellular component (GO): nuclear replication fork
Molecular function (GO): protein serine/threonine kinase activator activity
Source: RefSeq, a predicted model, not a curated record